Molecule: messenger RNA, 5782 nt
Organism: Oncorhynchus mykiss (rainbow trout)
Lineage: Eukaryota; Metazoa; Chordata; Actinopteri; Salmoniformes; Salmonidae
Product: enhancer of mRNA-decapping protein 4
Biological process (GO): deadenylation-independent decapping of nuclear-transcribed mRNA
Cellular component (GO): P-body
Molecular function (GO): protein binding
Source: RefSeq, a predicted model, not a curated record
UAGUUUGUAGUGUUGGAUAACGAACUACGUUAAAGAAGCUAGCCAGAAUAAUUGGCACAUUUUCGCCGUAAUUAUUAAAGUAUACGGGAUGGGACUCUUAUUUUGAAGGAAUCCAAGAAAAUCCGUGACCCAGAAGUGCUUAGUUAUACUUGCCUGCUUCACAAAACUAACAGCAUAGAACGAAAAUAUAAAUAAUUUCGCUCCCCUCUGACGAAUCCGUUUCCCCCUAUCCCUUACCUAUGGCUUCAAAUUCAAACAUAGAUAUAGAGGGUGCAACCCAGCAUCUUCGUGACAUAUUAAAGUUGGAUAGACCCGGGAACAACGUAGACGCAUCUCCAUGUGAGAGCCAAAGAAAAACAUCUUUCAAUGGCGAAUUGAAUGGACUUCUGCCGGGAGCUGGCAACAGGUCAACGAUGGAUGAAUCCACAGGCCCUAAUUCAGAGAACAUGAAUACCCAAGAGUGCCAGAUAAUCUGCCUCUCUGGGGAUGAUGGCUCCACUUGCAUUCCCAUCACAUCCAACAAUGUUGAAAUUGUGGCCAGUCGAGACUCAAGCAUUGACAGCAAGGCCCGUGGCAGCAACAAGGUAAAAAUCCAGCCUGUCGCCAAGUACGACUGGGAGCACAAGCAUUACUACGGCAACCUGAUUGCAGUUUCUAACUCAUACCUGGCGUAUGCAAUCCGAGGAGCAAACAACCAGGCCAUGAUCCGUGUGUUGAGCCUGGGGUCUGCCGAGCGCACCCUGCUGAAGGGCUUCACUGGUGCAGUCACAGACCUGGCCUUCGCCCAUCUGGACUCCACCCUGCUGGGAUGUGUUGAUGAAGCCGGCAACCUGGUCAUCUGGCAGCUCACCUGCCACAGCAGCAAGAUCCAGGAUCAAGUGGUUGUCCACAUCCGGAGGCCUGAAGACACACCUCUAAACUCCAAUAGGAGGUUGAUCUGGUGUCCUUUCAUCCUAGAGGACAAUGAAGAGAACCCUGAGGAUGCUAGCCAGACCCUGGCCCUGUUGCAUGAAGACAGGGCUGAGGUGUGGGAUCUGGAGAUCCUCCGCAGCAACAAUAGCACCUGGCCAGUAGAUGCCACUGACCUGAAGGACGGAGUUAUAACCAUAAAAGGACAUACAGAGCGUAUAAGUGAAGGUGCCCUGUCUCCAGAUGGCACAGUCUUGGCCACAGCCAGUCAUGAUGGUUAUGUAAAGUUCUGGCAAAUCUACAUUGAAGGACAGGACCAGCCAAGUCCUCUCCCCGGCUUCUUUCACAGAUGUCUGCAUGAGUGGCAGCCCCACAAUGGGAAUCCCCUCUCCUGCCUGCUGUUCUGUGACAACCACAAGAAACAGGACCCAGAUGUUCCAUUCUGGCGCUUUCUGAUUACUGGAGCUGAUCAGAACCAGGAGCUGAAGAUGUGGUGCACAGUGUCAUGGACCUGCCUGCAGACCAUCAGGUUCUCUCCAGACCCGUUCAACUCCUCAGUCCUGCCCAGUCUAAAGGCCAGCCUGGACCUCUCUGCAGAAUGCCUCAUCCUCAGCGACGUACAGAGAAAGGUGUUGUAUGUGAUGGAGUUGUUGCAGGACCAGGAGAAGGGCCAUGCCAGCUUCACAGCCGUGUCUGAGUUCCUGCUCACACACCCUGUACUCAGCUUUGGUGUUCAGGACGUCAGCCGCAGCCGCCUGCGCCACACAGAGGUCCUCCCCCCAGAUGAGGAGAGCGAGAGUAUGACUGCAGAGGGCAUCCAGGGCCCAAUGGAAUCCAGAGCUGGGAUCCAAAUAAAGCUAUACUGUGUCCACACAAAGUCUCUUCAAGAUGUGCAGAUCUGGUUCCAGCCAAACCUUGGGUCUGGCUCGUCGUUAUUUCUGCCUCACUCAAACGAUGGCUUUGGUUUUUCGGAUCACUUGACAGACAUGAGCAUGGAAGGUUUGAGCUCUGACAAGGAGUCCGGAUGUGGCUCCCAAAAUGAUCUCCGGAAGAUUCCCGCCCUUCCUGCUCCUGCUGACUUCAUGUCCCCCACUGGCGCCGCCGCUAUGCCCAAGCUCAUGACCCCUGACGCCUUCAUGACCCCCAGUGCUUCAGUCCCAGCCUCCCCAGGCAGCAGUGCCAGCAGCCUGAAAAUUGUGACAGCCAUGACCAGCAACUCUGACAGUGGUGCCAGGGGAGGAGAGGAGCUGACCCAGAACCCCAAGAUGUCUGUGGAGAGCAGUAGCAGUCUGACCCUCAGUGCGAGCACCAGCAGCCCCAGAGCCAGCUCCCUUCUCAUCUCAGGCCUAGGGGACAACAUGCCGGUGCUUCCCUCUCCAAACCCGCCCCUCUCGCUGGACCCACAGGUCAUUGAGCCUAUGCUGAUUCAGCAUGCCUCUCCCACCCUGGCCCGAUCUCCAGACGUCAUCUCAUCUGCCUCCACGGCCAUGUCCCAGGACAUCCCUGAGAUCGCCUCUGAGACGCUGCAGCGAAGCCUGGGGGUUGUGUCUGGAGCUGAAUCCCGAGACCCUCUCCCAGCCCUCCACACAGACAGCAUGGCUUCUGCAGCUUCAGCCCUUCACCACCUCUCUCCACGGAACCGGAACAACUCUGACCACGGCCACCUGACCCUGGAGCUGGUUGCUGGAGCAGUGGAGGCAGAGCAGAGGCUCAGUAACACUCCUUCACUACUGGAGAAUGCCCUGUCACAGGAGAAUGCUGCUGCAGCCGCCGCUGCCUCCUGCUCUGACAACACAAGCCACCCCUGGCCUGCAGCUCCUGACAUCACACGGGAAACGCGCAACAGCCUGCGGGACAACGGCCUAGGAGACUGCUCAAGGGAGGAAAUGAAGGACAGACACAUGUCCUCUCCAUACCACAGACGCACCUACCACUUAACCCAGAAUGACAGUCAGGACGCCAGUGCAGAACAAAGUGACCAUGAUGACGAGGUGGCCAGUCUAGCGUCGUCCUCCGGGAACUGUGGAGCCAGGUCGUCUCAAAGACUGCCAGUGAAGGAGUGGAAGAGCUCUCCCAGAGGCUCCCCUAAACUCAAGAGGAAGAGUAAAAAAGAUGACGGGGAUGCAUCUCAUGCCUCUCAGUCCAGGCAGCCUGAGCAUCAUAACCAUCAACAUCAGAUGAAUCCUGAGGUGCAGGAAGAGCUGCUGAUGCUGCUGCGUAACCAGCAGAGGGAGCUAGCGGAUCUCCGUCAGAGUCAGCUAGAGCUGCUGCAGAGAGUGACGGGCCACAUGGACGCCGUGCAGAGCUCUGUCAUAGCCCAUGUGGAGCACGUCAUGGUCAGCCAGCAGGAGCAUGAACAGAGGAGAAUGGAGAGAAUCCUAGCAGAGGGACAGAACCGUAACCAGCAACUCCAGGAACAUCUCUCCCAGCAGCUGGCUCAAACUCUCAACAACACCCUGUGUAACCGUCUGGACAAGACUCUCCGAGAGGAGAUGAAGAAAACUGUUCCUCCCACUAUUAUCAAGAGUCUGGAGCCUGUUACUGCCCAGAUGAAUAACACCAUCGCUGCUAAGCUGACGACUGUGGAGGCAGCACUGAAGGAGAACGUUAGCAAAGUCGUCAAGUCAAAGAACACCACAGAUGCAAUCGGCCGGGCAGCUGCUGAGGCAAUGCAGGGGCCUAUCCAGGCUGCCUACAAAGAUGCGUUCCAGAGCAUUGUGCUGCCUGUGUUUGAGAGGGGCUGCCAGUCUAUGUUCCAGCAGAUCAAUGACAGCUUCAAGCAGGGAACCCAUGAGUAUAUCCAGCAACUGGAGACCCAUGUGAAGAGCAGGAAGCAGCAUGAGCUGGAGGGCCAGGACCCUAUGAUUGGCCAGCUGCAGCAGAUGAUUGACACGUUCCAGAGUUCUACGGAUCAGCUGGCCACCACUGUCACAGCAAGUGUCCGCUCGGAGGUCCAGCACCAGCUCAACAUGACGGUGGGAAACCUGCAGGAAUCGAUCCUGACCCAGGUGCAGCGCAUAGUGAAGGGUGAGGUGAGCAUGGCCAUGAAGGAGCAGCAGGCAGCUGUGACCUCCAGCAUCAUGCAGGCCAUGCGCUCUGCUGCAGGCACGCCCGUCCCUACCCCACUCCUCGACUACCAGGCCCAGCAGGCCAACAUAUUGCAGCUGCUGCAGCAGGGACAGCUCAACCAGGCCUUCCAACAGGCCCUGUCAGCCUCUGACCUGAACCUGGUUCUGUAUGUGUGCGAGACCAUUGACUCCCAGCAGGUGUUUGGCCAGCAUCCCUGCCCCCUGAUCCAGCCAGUGCUGCUGUCCCUCAUACAGCAGCUGUCCACUAACCUGGCCACACGCUCUGAGCUCAAGAUCAGUUACUUGGAGGAUGCUGUGAUGAACCUGGACCAUGGUGAUCCGGUGACGAGAGACCACAUGAGUACUGUGCUGUCCCAGGUCCGACAGAAACUGUUCCAGUUCCUGCAGCAGGACCCACACAGUCCUCUUAGCAAGAGAGCCCGGCGCCUGGUGAUGAUGCUUCAGGGCCUGGUCAAUCACUAGUUCUGUACUUGGUGCCCAUCGAUGGAGCCCCUUCUCUUCCUGUUCUACUCCAAUACAGUUAGAAUAAGGUGCAGUGAGUUUCAUUGAGGUACUGAGGGGAGUGGCAUUUAGUUAGAGCUGUGAGCAUGUUGUGUAAUUGCUCUGAACUUCCUGUACCCACGGCUCUCUCUGAUGCAUUAUACAUUGCAAUUGAAUGUAUUUUUUGUAAUCCUCAUUUUUUUAAGUGGUAAAAAUGGCAAGAACUGACUGGUUUUUCCCUUUUUGGACUUGUAGAUUAAAGGAUUUUUCUCAGUUUGAAACCCCGGUUCAUCAUAAGAUCUAUGAACCUUGCCAUUUUCUUAUUUCAGUCCAUUUCCCUGUCAUAGCAGCAAGCGUUAGAGGGACAAAAACAAUCCUAAAUGUAGACAUUUAAACAGAUGGAUGGGCCCUUUAUGUUCUAUUAUGUUUUCUGUAUGUUCAACCAUUCUGUUAAAUCCAAAGUUCUGACUUUAGUUCAGAAUGGUAUUUUGCUUUGAGGGACUUCUACAGUAGGCUUUGAAUCUGCACUGUUAGUAUUGUAAUAAAGCCUUUCUCUGCUCUUUCCUAUAUAUUAGACUGACCAUAUUACUAUGUAAAGAGGACAGGAGUAUGCUUAUGGAGUCUGAGAAACUGAAAUGGCUGUCCUUGUACAGUUUUAUAGGGUCAUGGGCAACUUUUUUGUUGUUGUUGAUGGAACCUCUGUGAAAUUCACUCAUGCCCCUGAAAUCUUUAUUUUCUUUUGUGCCCCCUUUUUAAAAAAUAUAUCUCUCAACAGUCCUUAACAUUUGUAUGACUCAUAUACUUCCUCAGACUUAUUUGAAGUAAUUAUCAUCCAUAGUAAAUGCUUCUAACAUAUUGUUACUGAUUUAUGUCUCGCUUGCUUUUGGAUACCCAAGUAAUGUGUGUAAACCUGAUGUACUUAUCCUGGUCUCUAGAGGACAUCCCUUUGUGAAAAUGUGUGGUUUCUAUAUACGCUUACAAAGUCUAGUGGAAACGUACAGCAAAACUGGGGGGGUGGGGCCUGGUACAGACCUUUGACACUCCAAUGUUGGGUUGCAUUAUGAACGUCAAUUGCGCAAUGCCUGCUCUGCCACUGUGGUCAGUUUAUUGUAACCAUUCAAGUUACACAGAUUCAAGUGAAUAAGACUUUGUAGGUUUUCCAUCUCAAACCCUUUAUGUGCUACAAAACCUUUCUAUAAAGUGCCUUAUUGUACUUCACGCAUGGGAAUUUGCCAUCCACCACCUUUAGUCUGUUGUGCCAUUUGUAAACCAACUAUUUGCCUGACUAAAAGUUGGUGACUGGG